Phaeoacremonium minimum UCRPA7 is the source of this 870-nucleotide messenger RNA. Its product is annotated as putative phd-finger domain-containing protein. The transcript has 3 exons. Gene Ontology annotation, biological process: negative regulation of silent mating-type cassette heterochromatin formation; negative regulation of rDNA heterochromatin formation. The coding region runs from base 1 to 870 and encodes 289 amino acids. Gene Ontology annotation, cellular component: Rpd3L-Expanded complex; Rpd3L complex. Lineage: Eukaryota; Fungi; Ascomycota; Sordariomycetes; Togniniales; Togniniaceae. The record is from RefSeq and is a predicted model, not a curated record.
AUGAUCAACGGCGGGGACGAGAUCCAGGAGGACGAUGAAGCCGUCCGCUGUAUUUGCGGCUUCGACGAUUACCCUGGCCCGCCGCCAAUUGAAGACGACUCCAAACAUGGGACGAAAGACACAAUUGACAUCGAGCCGCUCCUCACAGGCGAAAUCACCGACGAUCUUGCAGGUUUCUUUGUACAAUGCGACAUUUGCAAGGUUUGGCAGCACGGUGCCUGCGUCGGCAUCAUGACCGAGGAGUCCAGUCCUGACGAAUACUUCUGUGAAGAGUGUCGCAAGGAUCUACACAAAAUAUACACUGCCAGCAAUGGACAACGGUACUCUCACUACCUGCCCCUCACCCGCCAGUCGCGCGCUACCUCCAGAGCAGGAUCGCUUGUCAAGGAUGGCACACGAUCACCUACCCGCAAGGAGAGCAGGAGCGGCCGACAAUCCUCUUUAACCCAGUCCUCGAAGCGCCGGUCUACAAUGAAUAGCCGUGAUGCAGCAUAUGAUGAGGAAGAGCAGUUACGACGUGCUAUUGAGGCCAGCAAAGAGGACACCAUACCUGAACAGGGCGAAGGUGGAACGAGAAGAGCCAAACGGGGCCGUAGCGACAGUGAAGAAUACAGAUUCAGAUCCUUCGGAAGAAUUGCCACUGGCAGCUCGCACGGCCGCAAUCCGAUCCGCUACAGCACCUACGACGACUACGACGACAACGACAGCCCCAACUACGACCGUGGUUACGGAGGUUGUCGCGCCCCCGGAGGCUCCUCCCUCUUCUCAACCGACGCCCGACACUCCGCCGGCAACUUCUACGGCGCCGAGCGGGACAAAGUCGAAGCGAUCGCAUCAGAAGAAGGGCAAAGGACGCAAUCAGUACACUAA